AUGUUCCAGGAGGACUGGAAUAGAGACGUGGAGGAUGAGGCAUCAUCAAUCCUCCCACUCUUUGAGCAGGCUAUGUUCUCUGGAAGACAAAAUGGUCCCUUGUCUGACUUCCAGACAGGUGAAGGUCUGAGUGUAGGCUCAUUCGGUACUGCUGAAAAUCAGAAUAGACAUUCUGAGCCAGUGAGUAGAUUUGGUAAUGGAAGGAAUUUUGGAAACAGAGGUUUUCAAGAAAUGAACAUGGUAGAAGAUUCUUCUACACCAAAUAGAGGUUUUGCAGGACUUCCUUAUGGGUUUGGACAAAGUGAGAGUAUUAGAGAUGAGCAAAGAGACACACCUCAGUGUGGCAAUUUUGGUGGCUCUAGAAGAAGAGCAUUUGAAGGUUCUGCAGCAAUUAAUGUCGGAGUUCUUUCCUUAGCAGUACCUUACAAAGACAAUGAAGAAAAAGGUUCUGAAAGAGUUUUAAGUUUUCAUUAUAUUGCUCAUGAACUUGAAUGGCUGUGUUUUCAAGGUCCGAAGGUGACUUACGUGCCACCUCCUCCUCCCGAUGAUGAAAAUGCCAUCUUUGCACAUUAUAAGACAGGAAUUAAUUUUGACAAGUAUGAUGAAAAUGUUGUUGAAGUGUCAGGACUUAAUGCUCCAGCACCAUUACUGAAUUUUGAAGAAGCUAAUUUCUGUCAGACUUUAAAGAGGAACAUUGCUAAAUCUGGAUACUCUAAACUUACUCCAGUGCAGAAGUACAGCAUUCCAGUUAUACUGUCAGGACGAGAUUUAAUGGCAUGUGCUCAAACAGGAUCGGGAAAGACUGCAGCUUUCCUUCUACCAAUUGUGUCUGUCAUGAUGAGAGAUGGUGUAACUGCCAGUAGCUUUAAAGAGCAGCAAGAACCAGAAUGUAUUAUUGUCGCCCCAACUAGAGAACUGAUAAAUCAGAUCUUCCUAGAAGCAAGGAAGUUUGUGUAUGGAACUUCUAUAAGGCCUGUUGUGAUGUAUGGUGGUACACAAACAGGCCAUUCAAUUCGUCAGGUAAUGCAAGGCUGUAAUAUACUAUGUGCCACUCCAGGAAGGCUUCUGGACAUCAUAGAAAGAGAGAAGAUUGGUUUGCAGAAUGUGAAAUACUUGGUACUAGAUGAAGCAGAUCGCAUGCUUGAUAUGGGAUUUGGCUUAGCUAUGAAGAAAUUGGUUUCUUACCCAAGCAUGCCACCCAAAGAUGAACGCCAGACACUCUUGUUCAGUGCUACAUUUCCUGUAGAAGUUCAGAGGCUGGCUGGUGAAUUUUUGAAAGCUAAUUAUUUAUUUGUUGUUGUUGGACUUGUGGGUGGAGCUUGCAGUGAUGUUCAGCAAAAUAUUCUUCAAGUUCCUGAGUAUUCCAAGAGAGAUAAGCUCAUAGAAAUUCUACAAAGCAUAGGUCAUGAACGAACCAUGGUGUUUGUGAGCAAAAAGAAAAAAGCAGACUACAUUGCAGCCUUUCUUUGUCAAGAAAAAAUAGCAGCCACUAGCAUCCAUGGAGAUAGAGAACAGAGAGAGAGAGAAAUAGCUCUUCAGGAUUUUCGUUCUGGAAAGAGUCCAGUUCUUGUGGCAACUUCAGUGGCAGCAAGAGGUCUAGAUAUUGAAAACGUUCAACAUGUUAUUAAUUUUGAUCUUCCUUCCACCAUUGAAGAGUAUGUACACCGAAUUGGACGAACUGGUCGCUGUGGAAAUAUAGGCAAAGCAGUUUGCUUCUUUGAUAGUACUUCAGAUUGCCAUCUUGCACAACCUCUAGUGAAGGUGCUUUCAGAUGCCCAUCAGGAAGUUCCUGGUUGGUUGGAAGAAAUUGCUUUUGGUUUUCAAGAAGGAGUCUUUACACCAGUUAAUACACAAAAGAACUACAGAAGAGGAGGCAAUGUGAACCCAGGAAAAAAGAAGUGUUCUGCAAGUGCAUUGGAGUCAUGGGGUUAA
Indicator indicator is the source of this 1932-nucleotide messenger RNA. RefSeq names its product DEAD-box helicase 4 (gene DDX4). The transcript is spliced from 16 exons. Gene Ontology annotation, molecular function: ATP binding; RNA helicase activity; RNA binding. Gene Ontology annotation, biological process: cell differentiation; gamete generation. Gene Ontology annotation, cellular component: nucleus; P granule. The record is from RefSeq and is a predicted model, not a curated record. NCBI's taxonomy places the organism in Eukaryota, Metazoa, Chordata, Aves, Piciformes, Indicatoridae. Bases 1 to 1932 code for a protein of 643 amino acids.